AUGAGUGAAGAUAAGGAAGCAAACGAGCUUCCUAUUAUGAAGUAUCAAGAGAAAAUCAUUGACAAAGUAGGAAAUAAUCCAAUAACAAUCAUUUAUGGAGGUGAAACUGGUUGUGGAAAGAGCACAAAAAUCCCUCAGUUCAUUCUGGAUGAUGAAAAAGAAAAUUGUAAAAUAAUUUGUACAGAACCGCGAAAAAUUGCAGCAAUAACAUUAGCAAAAAGAGUAUCAACAGAACGAAAUUGUGAAUUAGGCACCACAAUUGGAUUUCAAAUUGGUUUAAAUAAGAAAUGUGACACUGAAAAUCAUCAGACAAAAUUGCUGUUCUGCACAACUGGCAUUCUUUUGGAAAAAAUAUUGUAUGAAAAAGGAAUUGACCAAUUUAGUCAUAUUAUUUUGGACGAAAUUCAUGAACGUGAUACUGAAACUGAUUUAUUAAUGAUGAUAAUACGUGAUAAACUAUUAAUGGGUUCAGAUGCAAAAUUGAUUCUUAUGUCUGCGACAUUGAAUAUUAAUAAAUUUGAGGAUUACUUUACUUUAGUCGUUAAUGGUCAUCCGAUUAAGCCUGCCAUCGUCAACAUUCAGUCUGAACGAAAGUUUAACAUCGAAAUUGGAUAUUUGGACGAUAUUGAAGAGUUAGAAAUGUCCAAUAAAAUCAUCAAUUACUCGACUCCGUCAAUAACAACGGAACUGUAUCAUUUGGCAGCACAAAUAAUCGAGGAACAUAUUCUAAAAAGCACAAAAUCAAUCUUAGUCUUCUUACCAGGCAUUUAUGAAAUUGAAUCAACGCAUUCUAUUCUGGGAAACUAUGAAUCCAUAAAAGACAAGUAUAUGCUGAUUAUAAUGCAUUCAUCAUUGCCAACAGAUCUGCAAAAGGAAGCAUUUAUGCGUACUGCCUUGCCUAAAGUCAUUCUCAGCACAAACAUCUCGGAAAGUUCUGUCACUAUUCCUAAUGUUGAAUGCAUUAUCGAUUUCUGCCUUACAAAGAACAUUGUAAAAGGAGAGUCGUCAAUGUCGUCAUUAAAGAUGGAAUUUUCAUCUCAAAACAGCUUAAUUCAAAGAGCUGGAAGAACUGGCCGAACUUGCGAUGGAGUUUGCUACAGAUUAAUCCAUAAAAGAAUCUUUAACAACACAUUAUUAAAAGAGAAUAUUCCAGAAAUGCAACGAGCACCGUUGGAAAAUGUUGUUCUACGUGUAAAGCAACUUGAAUAUGAUGCACCAAUGCCACUGUUAAAUAAAUGUAUGAGUCCGCCGAAUUUCGUGAAUGUUGUCAAGUCAGUCAUGAAGUUAAAAGAACUAGGUGGCUUAAAAAUCGUAGAUGAAGAUGAAAUCUUUACGCCUGUUGACGGUGAUUUAACAUUUAUCGGAAAAGUCAUGUCAAAUCUUCCAUUAGAUUGUCAAUUAACCAAAUUGAUAUUAUUCGGGUACAUGUUUUCAGUUCUUGAUGACAUUACAAUAAUUGCUGCAGGCUUGAACAUAAAAAGUGUCUUUCAAACACGAUAUAAUAAAAAAUUGGAAGAUUAUAUCCUUAAAACACGUUGGAGUAAUGGUUCUGGAUGUGAUUCAAUCACAUUACUUAAUGCCUACAAGUUUUGGCAAAAUGAACGUGAAAAGGGUACAUUACGAAAAUAUGAAGAUGAACAGAAAUGGUGCAACAAGUAUGGAUUAGAUCGCAAGAAUUUACAUGAAAUGAGACUUUUAAUAUUUAAGAUCCAGAGUCGAUUGAAAGAAAUGAAUAUUGAACCUCUGACUGGAAGUAAAGCAAUAACUUGGAAUAAUCAGGAAAAGCCAUUGAUUAUUAAAAUGUGCAUGGCUGGUGCUUUUAUGCCAAAUUUAUUCAUACAAGGAAAAUCCGAUCAAAUUACUGAACGUGAAGUCUAUAAGACAUUGAAUGGCUUAAAUCCAAAUAAAACAGUAUACUUCCGUAAAAUGGAUCGUGAUCAAAUUGGACAAGUUUAUACUGAGCGAAUUAAAGAUGAAUUGAUUGAAAAUAAGAUUGCAGAAUCAAAAGAAGGCAUUAAAGUGUCAUUUGAUUUCACAAAAGUUUUUGUCCAAUUUUCCGACAAAUUUUCAAUGAUUGAUGAUGGUAAAUAUAGUGAAAACAACAUAACAAGCAGUGCUUUGUUUCCUGGCACAAUCUGUAAUGAAGUCUAUACCGCUGUCAAAUACCGAAAGACUGGUGCUCGCAGUAAAAUGUUGGAAUCAAAAGGCUCAUACAAUGAUGACAAUUCCUACAAUUCAUCCUUUGAAAUUAAAGUUAUGCCUGUCAAUGAAACUCGAGAAUAUGCAAUGAACUUUAAAAUUUUGGAUUAUAUUAAUGGGAAGCUUCAGGUUAAGAAAUAUUUGUGUAAUAUGCCUGAACAUGUCUAUUGUCCAUCAUUCAAUACUAAAGAAAUGAUCGGCUACAUCACUCAUGUUGAACAUUGUAAUAAGUUCUACUUCCAACCAGUUGACGAAUGUAAUCAAGGAAUAUUAGCUGACAUUGAAAAAGGGCUAGAAAAAGAAGAGCUGUUUAGUGCUAAGAAGCUGAAAAUUGAUAAACUAGUUGUGGCUCUUCAUGAUACAUUCUACAAGCGAGCUAAAAUUAUGAAGAUUUAUGAUGAUUCGAAGACAGCAGAUUGCUACAUGUUUGAUUAUGGAUAUACGAAAGAAAUUGCUUUUACUGAUCUCUACGAAGUGGACAAUGAACUCAUGGCUCAUUACUUCUUAAUAUACGAGCGAUGCUUUGAAUGCAGAAUGGUUGAAAUAGCACCUUCAUCUUCGAAAUGCAUGCGUGGAAAAUGGACACUUGAGGCAAUUGAGGAAUUUCGUAAAAAAGUCAUAAAAGCAUGGAUAAAAGUUAAAAUUUAUUCGUUUGUCGAUGAAGUUGCAUCCGUUGAAGUGUUUGCUAAUAAAAACGAAGUUAGCAUUAAUGAGCAUAUGAUAAAGGCAGGAUAUGCAAGAAAAUGUGAAGAAAGUUACAUGAGUAAAAUGAAUCAUAACGAACGCGAAAAUGUACAAUAUUCAAAGAAUUGGAUAUCACGUGAAAAAGAAUUUGAGGAUAAAGAAAGCAAUAUAAUUAAAGUGUCAAUUCCAUCGCCACAAAUGUCAAGAUGCAAGAGAACCAUAAGAUUGGAAGGUCCUUACUCACCUCUUGAAACAUCUUUGACUGAAGUAUCAAUUGAAAAUCGUGGAAAUAUUCAAAUUGACCAGACCUCUGUUAACAGCAUACUUUUGGACAAUGAGAUUGAGAAUUAUGAUGGAACUGUAGUUGUUGCUGCUGAUAUUAUGAAGAAUCCUACUCGUGGAAUUACUCUUUACAAUGUGACAACUUUACCAAACAUUUAUGGACUUUCAACUUUAGUGGCAUUAAUGUUUGCUCCAAAUUUUGUGUUUUAUCAAAAUCCCGAAAAGAAGCAAUUUAUUGGAGUUAAAUUUGGACUAGGAUUUUAUGAAAAUAAUUCAAAGGCAUAUUAUUAUGAUCAUGACAGCUACUUGCCAAUUAAUUAUGAAAAUACAUUCCAAGACGACAUCGCUGAUAUAAAUCACUUGAGAGUUUCAAUGUCAUGUCUAUUAAAAGGACACAGCAUAUUAGCAACUUUGAGUGAAGAUGAUAAAGAGGAAUGCAUGAAAGACAUUAAACAUUUGCUCAUUAAAAUUCUCAGCAAAGAACGAAUUCCAGUUCAAAACUCGGAAUUUUAUCCUGGCAGAUCUGAUUCUUGGAUUACAAAUUGUAACAAGAUUGAAGUAUAUGUAGGUGAUUUAUACAGAGGUGGACCAUUUCCAACAAUCAUGACACCAUCACUUAACAAAGACUUGAUUUAA
Messenger RNA from Chironomus riparius, 3801 nucleotides. The record is from the annotation of a GenBank genome assembly. Lineage: Eukaryota; Metazoa; Arthropoda; Insecta; Diptera; Chironomidae.